AUAUGCACAUUCAACUAACUUCAAAUUACAAUACUACUAUACUUUCCAAAAAAUAAUCAUCACACACCCAAACUCAAUCUCGAUCCCGAUCCAUUUAUAAACUCAGUUUUCGCCGACAUAAAACCAUGAUCAUAAAACGCACAAUCCGCCCUUUAUUCAGCGUCAUCUUCGUUUUCGCCGUCGCCGCUGUCACCCUUUUCUUCCGGGCAAUUGUCUCCGGCGCCGGACGAGACCCAUACCCAGACCAAAACCCAUUUAUUAUAUCCCAAACAAAACACAUUCCUUCUUUGUUUAAUGCGACUUUACUCAAGUUUUCUGAUGUGGAUUUAGCUGAUGCUUCAUUGAGGCAAAACGUCGAACAGUUGGUGGACGGUGAUUUCUUAAGCUUUAGGACCAACCGGCAGAGGUCUUUUUUGUCUGCUGGGAGGUACCGGUUAGAUAUAGGUGUGAGGAAUGUUAGAGGCAGUGCUAUGGAUCUCCGGUCGCCGGAGUUUCAUCAACUCCGGUUGGAUUUCCGGCGGGUUUUAAAAGAUUGGUGGCGUCAACGUAGGUUUGACUCUGAGGUAUUGUCAAAGUCAAAUUUGGUCAACGCCUUAAAGGGUGUGAAGUAUAAGAGUUGUGCUGUUGUGGGUAAUAGUGGGAUUUUGUUAAAAAGUAAUAGAGGUGAAGAAAUUGAUAGACAUGACUUCGUGAUUAGGUUGAACAAUGCGAGAAUCGGAGGGUAUGAGCGUUUUGUUGGGUCGAAAACGAGUCUUUCGUUUAUGAAUAGUAACAUUUUGCAUUUGUGUUCACGUCGAGGGGGUUGUUUUUGUCACCCGUAUGGCGAGAAAGUGCCUAUAAUGAUGUACAUGUCACAACCGAUACAUUUUCUUGAUUAUGCGGUUUGUAACUCCUCCUACAAGGCGCCCUUGAUGGUCACAGAUCCGCCGCUAGAUAUGUUAUGUAUGCGGAUCGUCAAGUAUUAUUCGGUUAAGCGCUUUUUGAAGGAAACCGGGAAGGAGUUGGAGUCGUGGAGUGGCUUACAUGGCGGGACUGAGUUUCACUAUUCGUCGGGUAUGCAGGCGAUUAUGCUUGCCUUGGGCGUUUGUGACAAGGUCAGUAUAUAUGGUUUUGGGAAGUCGGAUACGGCUAAGCACCAUUACCAUACGAACCAGAAAACCGAGCUCAGUCUGCAUGAUUAUCAAGCAGAGUAUGAUCUGUAUGAAGAUCUAGUCAACAACCCACAGGCCAUACCCUUCAUUUCAGAUAAGUUCAAGUUCCCCGCUGUUGUAAUUCAUAGAUAACACAUUUUUUGCCUACUUAUAUGCCAACACACGUCUAGUAAUUCCCACUUUGUUACAUAGAUUCUAAUCGAUUUUGAUGUAGACAAUGUAAAAGAAACACACAAUGAAUUCAAGAAGUUCAAGUUCCAAUUUUCUCA
This is a messenger RNA of Erigeron canadensis, 1420 nucleotides long. RefSeq names its product beta-1,6-galactosyltransferase GALT29A-like. The coding region runs from base 126 to 1283 and encodes 385 amino acids. NCBI's taxonomy places the organism in Eukaryota, Viridiplantae, Streptophyta, Magnoliopsida, Asterales, Asteraceae. The transcript has a single exon. The record is from RefSeq and is a predicted model, not a curated record. Gene Ontology annotation, molecular function: sialyltransferase activity.